CACCUCCUCUUAUCAAAAACUCCAUCUCUCUAAAAACAUAUCUAAUGGAGGAGCUUGAUUUUUGUUCAAAGACAUCUACUCCUCGUCUAAGACUUUUUGGAUUCAGCGUCAACGGAGAAGAAGAUUUCUUCGAACAGUCGGUGAAACCUAACCAAUCAUCUGACUCGCCGGAGCAUAACGAGUUUCCGGCGGGAUCCUCCGGAAGAAGUGGUGGUGGUGUACGAAGCCGAGGCGGAGCAGGAGGAGAACGUAAGUACGAGUGUCAAUACUGUUGCAGGGAGUUUGGUAACUCUCAAGCUUUGGGCGGUCACCAAAACGCUCACAAGAAAGAGCGUCAGCAACUCAAACGCGCUCAGCUUCAAGCUACGCGAAACGCUGCCUCAAAAUACUCUAACGUUGGAUCAGCUUCUCCACUUUUACGUAACCCAAUGGCCUCCGCCUUUGCUCCUCGGCCACAUCUCCUAUCAUCCACCGUUUCUCCGCCCGGGGGAGGAGGUUCUUGGAUGUAUCUUCCACGUGUGUCCCCCUCUCAGCUUCACGUGUCGCAUGGGUGCGUGAUUCAGGACGGUUCUGGUGGGGGAGCAGGUACAAAUGGGUUCUUGUAUGAGUCUGGAUUUGGGUUUAACGGGGCUCAGAUGAGACAUGUUCAAGCACAUGGACAGAGACCAUUGGUGAACGGGUUUUCAAAAGAAGUGGGAUCCACUUUUGAUGAUGGAUUAGGGUUGGAUUUGCAUCUGAGUCUUGCGCCAGCUGGUCAUUAACGUUUAGUUUAAUCAUAUGCCCUUGCAAGUAUUUCUCGUGUAUAUUUUCCUACAGUUAAGUUGAUUUUAUUUAUUUUUAGUGAUUAUGAUUUCUGUUUAACUGUACGUCUAAAGAAAGUGUGUAUUUCCUACCAUGAUCUAUGUUUUUUUUUGAACUGA
This is a messenger RNA of Raphanus sativus (radish), 920 nucleotides long. Its product is annotated as zinc finger protein GIS3. Lineage: Eukaryota; Viridiplantae; Streptophyta; Magnoliopsida; Brassicales; Brassicaceae. Gene Ontology annotation, biological process: gibberellic acid mediated signaling pathway; trichome morphogenesis; cytokinin-activated signaling pathway. The transcript has a single exon. The record is from RefSeq and is a predicted model, not a curated record. The coding region runs from base 45 to 761 and encodes 238 amino acids. Gene Ontology annotation, cellular component: nucleus. Gene Ontology annotation, molecular function: DNA-binding transcription factor activity; transcription cis-regulatory region binding.